CAGGCCAGGGCAGAUGGUGAACAGAUUGCCAGGUGGAAUCCAAGCAGCUGUGCAGCAGGCAACAGGAGUAGGUGUCACACCCACUUGGGAGAUGCUUUUAUUUCUGGAGGAAGAUUUCUUGUAGAAAAUGCCAGUGAAUAGUCUUUGAACAGUGGGAGGGGGCUUCAAAGACUCCUGCCACUUGUUGGACCCAAAGGACUCAACACCUGUCACUUUACUAUACCUCAGUGCUAAUUGAAGUUGUUUCUGGUCUGUCCUAGCAAGCCUGGCAGCCUUAACUCAGCAUUCAGUCCCCAUAAAUUAAAAUAUAUAAUUGUACUUUUGUAAACUGGUCUUUUUUUUUCUCUUGGCUUUCAAAAUAGCAUCAGACCAAACACUACUCACUCAGAUCAAGGCUGGAUAGUGUCUUCAGGUCUCUGCUGUUUGUUUGCUUGAGCACCCCCCGUAAAGCUUGGGAAAAGGAAUCCUUGAUAGCAGUAAUCCCUCUGGGUAAUUUUGGGAAAAAUGAAGUUGUAGGUUUGGAGUUUUGAUCUGGAAUGAAGGCCAUGCUGUGGAGGGUAGCAUCCUGCAUAUAUCCCUGCUGGAAAUGCAAGUUUAACUAACUCCAAAUCUAUUAAUUUUCGAAAAAAAACAUGUUGAAAAUGUGAAAGCUCACAUGCAUCUGUUUCUCUCUCUUUCUUCAGUUUGCUAUAUCUUAAUGUGUGGCCAUAAACACACGUUUCCAUAGUUGUCAGUCACCCAACACACACAAAGAGUUAGAAAAUACACAGAGGCCAAAGAAAAAUAUUGGAGCCCAAAGACAAUAUCUUGCGCUGAGAGCCGUCUCACAGCAUCAGUUCCCCCAAAAAUUAUUCUGAAAAAUAAUUCUUCUGUGCCAGGAAUAUUUCAUUAUGGAAUUCUCCUAGAACAACAGUUUGCUGUUGUGUGUGUGAGGUUGAAGAGACAAAUUUUGGGCGAGUUACGCCUCUUGCUUCUCCUCUUCCUCCACUCCUGCAAAUUCAACACGACAGGAAAUCUUUUCUCACCAGAAGAAUGCCAGAGCUGCUCGUCAGUCUCCUCCUUCAACCUUUUCCAAGCCCUCUUGCUUCCUUCAUUCCUUCAAGCGUGGUUACUGUUUUCAAGAGUAGACCUUGAUUCAUGGCCGUUUCUUAUGAAGUCCUAAGAAUGAUUCAAUGGAUCUUUACAAGCAAACCCACACAAACCAGUAACUGUAUUUUACAAAGAUAACAUUGUCACUCCACACAGGAAUAUAUUUUCAUGUAAAUCAACAAGAGGAUUAAUUUAAGAUAGAAAACAACAACAAUUUAAUAAAUUGAACAAUAAGUGAUUCACAUGUCAUGAUUGUAUAUUAUGGUAAGUGAUACCCAUGUCAUCAGCCCAUCUGAUCUGGUAGUUAGAGAAACAAUAGUGAUACAUUGCUCAUUGAGUGUAUCUAUUGAGGUCUAAAAAUUAUACUGUACGUUGUAAUCUGUUUGAUAACAUUACGAAGUUCCCCCUGCUUAUCAUUGGAAGCUGCCCUCUCCGUCACGUCCUGUACCUGUCAUUUCCGGAGAUGAAAGAACACUGCACAUCCAAUGGAUUAAUAAAUGACAGUAGCUGCUAAUCAUUUCAACCACUAAAAACCGAUUUGAUUAUCAAAACGGAUAUUCGUGACGCUUGUUUUUUUGUUUGUUCCCAGGCUAUAUAUUUGCGUCGGUGUCCACAAAUGACUGUCCUCCUAAAAUUUGUGUUUUCAGGUCUGAAUAACUAGCUAGCUAGUUUGCUAGCUACCCAAUGCUAGCUGCUUAGCUGAUACAUUUCUGUGACCUAAUUUAGCUAACGUUAGCUGGCUACUUAGCGAUACAAAAUGUGUUGAAAAUUAAGCUUUGAUUUGGUUUCUGUGGUUAAAAAUAAUAUUGUUUUUGUGUGUCGUCAUUAGCAUUGCCGGGAUGUGUUUACUUAUUCCUUUGCAGGCACGACUUUACGCUUUGAAUCAUUUGGCUGUACUAACAUUAGCAGUAGAAGGUCAAUAUUGUUGAUGCCAGCUACAGCUAACUAUAGUGGAAUACUUCUCAACAAACCGUUAGGCCUAUGCGCAAUGAGAUGUAAAGCUACUGUUAGGCUAUUCGAUAUGAGAUGUAAACAGAGUGGGGGCUUCAGCUAUCCAGAUUCACAGUUGUUCAUUAGUUAGCUAGCUAGUCUUUAGCUAACAGGAAAAGUAGCCAUACCCAGUGUUGGCUGAAGUUAACCUUACUCGAACACUUGCAAACACCUCAAUAAUAACAAUACUUGGAAUAUGGAUUUCAUGUGGACUUCAGCCAUACUACAAAAUCACCUUAUUCUACUUUCAAAAUAACAUUUUCAGACGACCGUCUUAAUUUCAGAUUUUUGCUGACAGGAAAACUUUCAUGUUUUGUUUUGGAGAGUAGGGGUUGGCUUUGGAUCAAUUGUUGAUUUUUGCAUGUGUUAUAGUUUCAUAUUUUUGCAAAUAGUGUCCUCUCACAGUAGAAAAUGAAUGGCCUAUCUGUCAGUGAGCUAUGCUGCCUGUUCUGCUGCCCUCCCUGUCCGAGCCGUAUUGCCGCCAAGCUUGCCUUCCUGCCUCCUGAGCCUACAUAUUCCCUCUUGCCGGACCUCGAUGGGUCUGCGGCCCCAGGGACAGCAGGGUCAGCGGGGCUGAGAUCCAGGGGAGGGGUACCUGGAGCAGCUGUAGGGGGUUCAGGCAGCAAUGGUCCUGCAGAGGGCAAAUGGAAGCUCCACCUGACAGAGCGAGCUGAGUUUCAGUACUCCCAGAGAGAGCUGGAUGCUACAGAGGUGUUCUUCACCCGCUCCAGCCGUGGCAAUCGAGUGGGCUGCAUGUACAUCCGCUGUGCGCCCACCGCCAGGUUUACAGUGCUGUUCUCCCAUGGUAACGCGGUGGACUUGGGCCAGAUGAGCAGCUUCUACAUCGGCCUGGGCACACGCAUCAACUGCAACAUCUUCUCCUACGACUACUCCGGCUACGGUGUCAGCACGGGCAAGCCUUCCGAGAAGAACCUCUACGCUGACAUUGAAGCCGCCUGGCAGGCCCUGCGCACACGAUAUGGCAUCAGCCCAGAGAACAUAAUCCUGUAUGGGCAAAGCAUUGGCACCGUUCCCACAGUUGACCUGGCAUCACGGUAUGAGUGUGCCGCUGUGGUGCUCCACUCCCCCCUCACCUCUGGCAUGCGGGUGGCCUUCCCAGACACCAAGAAGACGUACUGCUUUGAUGCUUUUCCCAACAUUGAGAAGGUGUCUAAGAUCACGUCACCGGUGCUGAUCAUCCACGGGACUGAAGACGAGGUGAUCGACUUCUCCCACGGUCUGGCUCUGUUCGAGCGCUGUCCCAAGGCCGUGGAGCCACUUUGGGUGGAGGGGGCGGGACACAACGACAUCGAACUGUACAGCCAGUACCUGGAGCGCCUGCGCCGCUUCAUUGGCCAGGAACUGGCCGCACAGCACGCCUGAACACCCCCACACCGCCUCCAGGCUCCAACACUCCUCUGGCUCUCCUCUGUUCCCCUGGGUCUAAGUGGGUCAGGAGGAGUGGAUGGCUGGGCUCUCAGAAUGAAUGAUCCUUCACCUUUUGGGGUGACUUUGUCUGGAUGUUCGGCAGCCACGUCUUUUAGUUGUUUUCCUAUUUUUCUGUCUCUGUCAUUAAUCCUGGUCAGAGAAUCUAUUCCACCUCCCGCCCCUUGGACAGUGCAAGAAUGCACCCAGGCAUGGAGGGCUCUCUACCUUCUGCCUGUUUUAUGUCUGUCUGUCUAAAGCCCCUCUCUAUUACCCCAGGCAUGGAGGGCUCUCUACCUUCUGCCUGUUUUAUGUCUGUCUGUCUAAAGCCCCUCUCUAUUACCCCAGGCAUGGAGGGCUCUCUACCUUCUGCCUGUUUUAUGUCUGUCUGUCUAAAGCCCCCUCUCUAUUUUACCCCAGGCAUGGAGGGCUCUCUACCUUCUGCCUGUUUUAUUUCUGCCUGUCUAAAGCCCCUCUCUAUUACCCCAGGCAUGGAGGGCUCUCUACCUUCUGCCUGUUUUAUGUCUGUCUGUCUAAAGCCCCUCUCUAUUACCCCAGGCAUGGAGGGCUCUCUACCUUCUGCCUGUUUUAUUUCUGCCUGUCUAAAGCUCCUCUCUAUUACCCCAGGCAUGGAGGGCUCUCUACCUUCUGCCUGUUUUAUGUCUGUCUGUCUAAAGCCCCUCUCUAUUACCCCAGGCAUGGAGGGCUCUCUACCUUCUGCCUGUUUUAUUUCUGCCUGUCUAAAGCCUCUCUAUUA
Messenger RNA from Oncorhynchus masou masou (cherry salmon), 4261 nucleotides. RefSeq names its product abhydrolase domain containing 17A, depalmitoylase b (gene abhd17ab). Gene Ontology annotation, biological process: regulation of postsynapse organization; protein depalmitoylation. The record is from RefSeq and is a predicted model, not a curated record. Gene Ontology annotation, molecular function: palmitoyl-(protein) hydrolase activity. Gene Ontology annotation, cellular component: endosome membrane; plasma membrane. Bases 2491 to 3462 code for a protein of 323 amino acids. The transcript has 6 exons. NCBI's taxonomy places the organism in Eukaryota, Metazoa, Chordata, Actinopteri, Salmoniformes, Salmonidae.